Monodelphis domestica (gray short-tailed opossum) is the source of this 10523-nucleotide messenger RNA. RefSeq names its product CCHC-type zinc finger nucleic acid binding protein (gene CNBP). Lineage: Eukaryota; Metazoa; Chordata; Mammalia; Didelphimorphia; Didelphidae. The record is from RefSeq and is a predicted model, not a curated record. Gene Ontology annotation, molecular function: nucleic acid binding; zinc ion binding.
CAGUCUAUGACCAAGGCGGUGAUGUGCGCAUCGCCUCCGCAGACCCGCCCCACAGCGACCGCCAAACCCGGCUGGGGAGCGAGGGGCCUGGGCUCCCUCCCGGGCCCUGGCGAGGAAGCACCGACCGCCGGGAAGGGAGGGCGGGCCGCAGGGCAGGGGAGACCCCGGGGGGCAGGCUGGGGUUCCACACAGCGCCACGCUGCAGCCGCUCCUGAAAUGGGAACUGCUUGAGCGAGGGACUGGAGGCCGUGGCCAGAGGGGAGGGGGCUGAGGGGAAGGCGGGAAAGAGAAAGGGGAGGGGCCGAGCCGGAGGUGGAGGAGGGCGUUGAAGUGUGUGUGUGUUGGGAGGGGGGGGGCCUCCUUUCCCUGCGGACGGCGCUGAUUGGGCCAUCGGAAUCCGGGAGCUGAUUGGCCGCGUGGGCGAGGCGGAGGGGCCGUGCGCAACGGCGUGUGUGGGGCCGUGUGCAGACCCGCGUGUGGCGCAGGCUAGGACCCCGAAAAUAAACAGCCGCUGCCGCCGCCGUCGUCCCUGUAGCGUCUUUGAGAGCUGAAGCUUCCGACCUCGCUGCCGCCGCGGGCCCUCUCCAACGUCUUAGAAGAUCUAAGUGCAGCAAUGAGCAGCAACGAGUGUUUCAAGUGUGGACGCUCUGGCCAUUGGGCCCGAGAAUGCCCUACUGGAGGAGGCCGUGGCCGAGGAAUGCGGAGCCGUGGAAGAGGUGGUUUUACCUCAGCGAGAGGUUUCCAGUUUGUUUCUUCAUCUCUUCCAGACAUCUGUUACCGUUGUGGUGAGUCUGGUCAUCUUGCCAAGGAUUGUGAUCUUCAGGAGGAUGCCUGCUAUAACUGCGGUAGAGGUGGCCACAUUGCCAAGGACUGCAAGGAACCGAAGCGAGAGAGAGAGCAAUGCUGCUACAACUGUGGCAAGCCCGGCCACUUGGCUCGAGACUGCGACCAUGCAGAUGAGCAGAAGUGCUAUUCAUGUGGAGAGUUUGGGCACAUUCAGAAAGAUUGCACCAAAGUGAAAUGCUAUAGGUGUGGUGAAACUGGUCAUGUAGCCAUCAACUGCAGCAAGACAAGUGAAGUCAACUGUUAUCGCUGUGGCGAGUCAGGGCAUCUUGCACGGGAAUGCACAAUUGAGGCUACAGCUUAAUUAUUUUCCUUUGUCGCCCCUCCUUUUUCUGAUUGAUGGUUGUAUUAUUUUCUCUGAAUCCUCUUCACUGGCCAAAGGUUGGCAGAUAGAGGCUACUCCCAGGCCAGUGAGCUUUACUUGCCGUGUAAAAGGAGGAAAGGGGUGGAAAAAUCGACUUUCUGCAUUUAACUACAAAAAAAUGUUUAUGUUUAGUUUGGUAGAGGUGUUAUGUAUAAUGCUUUGUUAAAGAACCCCCUUUCCGCGCCACUGGUGAAUAGGGAUUAACGAAUGGGAAGAGUUGAGUCAGACUAGGAAACCUUUCUGGGUUUCUUGGAUGUGAUCCCAUGCAGGAGGUAAAACAGAUUCUGGAAGUGUCUUUGAACUUCCAUAAGUAACUUUAAUUGUAGUAUAAUGAUGGCCUUGGAUUGUCUGACCUCAGUAGCUGUUAAAUAACAUCGAGUAACAUCUGUAUCAGGCCCUACAUAGAGCAUCUAGUCGAGUGGGAGUAAAAAGAUGUAUAUGCCUGUUAAUGGCCAUGAGAGAGAGAGAAAUCAGGAAAAAAAACCUAAACAGUAACAACUCCGUCGCAAUGUGAAUGCUGGAGAUACAGAUGGUGAAGGCAAGGUUUGAAAUAAAUUUUUCUAAAACUAAAACUAAAACCCAGAGUAAACAUCAAUGCUUCAGAGCAAGCAUAAUUUGGAGCUAUUCAGGAGUUGCAGAGAAAUGCAUUUUCACAGAAAUCAAGAUGUUAUUUUUGUAUACUAUAUCACUUAGACAACUGUUGAGUUUUAUUUGCUGUAAUCAGUUUUUAAAAGUCAGAUGGUAAAAGCAACUGAAGUCCUAGAACAUAGAAAUGUAAUUUUAAACUAUCAAUAAAGCUGGAGGAGGAAGGGGAGUUUGACUAAAGUUCCUUUUGUUUAUUUCAAAUUUUCAUUAAUGUACAUAGUGCAAAAUGCCAUAUUAAAGAGGGGACUGUGGAGGACUGAAAAGCUGACAGUUUGGACUUUUCUUUUUGUACUAACUCAAUCAUGUCUUCAAUGGUUAAAGUUAGCAAUUAAAACAUGGAAAGGCAUGGGGUUAAAAAUUGUGUCAGAUUAUUUUGCAAAAGAAUAUAGAAAAUGCUUAUCAUCCAUUUACAUAUUCAUAAUAGCAACUUUUUAGGUUUUUCAUAAUUCUAAAUUAUCUCAACAUAGUUGCUACAAUUUAGUCUUAUAUAUUUGUUGACCUAUAUGUAGAACUAAAAUGUUGUGCCUCCAGGAUAUGAGAGCUAGAAAGAAUCUUUAGAGAGUCCCUUAAUAAUUUUCCUGAGGUCAACCUAGUGAGGGUAGGGGCUGAGCUGCAAUCAAGCUCAGGUCUCCUGGUAUGCUGUGAAUAUCCACUCCUACACCACAGCUCCCCUAUGUAUAUAAUCAUGGUUCUUUUGGGGAGACAAUAGGCCCAAUGAAAAUAUUUAGUAAGUGCCAUUAUAGACAAGGCACUGUGUUUAGCCACUUGUGAUACAAAAGGAAAAGUAUUCCCUACUCAAGGAAGUUUACCUGUCUUUACCUUCUGAUUUGGGGGGGGGGGGUUAAAUAGAUUCUUCUAUCAGUUAUUCACUUAGUGGAAAUUUUGACAUUAUCACUUCAAGGUUGAGAUCUUGGUGCUUCAACUUGAAGGGUCCUUUGGGUAUUGCAACUUUGCAUUGAGUUCUGAGUUUCAUAGGAACUUGGCCAAAAGGAAGGGGAAACAUGGGUUGUAGAUAAAUAUUACAUUUCCCAAAGUGUUCAGUGGAUGCUAACAAUACUUAAAUAAAAGCAGUAGUUAUUUUAUUGAAAACUACUGCAUGUUGGGCAACUUAGGGGAAAUUAACACUAAUAAACAAUAAUGUCUUAAAUCUUUACAUUUUUGUAUGAAGCAAUGCAAAAGUUUAGUGGACACCAGGGACAGCUCUGCUAUUUAAUAAGUCGAAGAAAGAUGAUUUUUCUAAUCUUGUAGAAUCACUGGAUACUGCUUGCCUAUAAAACACACUGAGUGAAAUGCAAAGGGACAAAAUUACAGCCCACUCUGGCAAUAUUAACUUUUACUCUAGAACUCUUAGUCCGAGCUUCCCCCCCCUCCCCCCCCCCUUCCCAGCAUAAACUUUUGAUGUUUUUCAAACACAGCUUUAUGCAUCAGCUUAGGGAGCCACCUUUGGCAACUGAAGAGUCUGAGGUGAUGUUGCUUACAUGUAGGAUGGAAUGGCAGAUGCCAAGACUGGGGUAGGAUUUGUGAUCUGGAUGUUGGGAAGGCACAAGGGGAUUUCACUUGCACUUAGAAGAGCUGUUGCAUUCACCCAUCCAUCUUUAUGUUGGCAGUACCUAGGAACUUUGUGUUUUGAGAACUUUCUGAGGCUAGCAAGAAACACCUAUCCUUACCAGAGCACAAAGUGUUCCCUCCUAUCAUACAUUCCAUUUUUGUUUUUAAGUUUACCUUGCUUUUCUGUAGCCUGAACACAUUGAACAUGGAAAUGUUCCUUUUGGAAAGAGGUUGCUAGUGCACUGUUUGUGUGUGGAUUUGUGUGUGUGUGUGUGUGUGUGUAAGUGUAAGUAGACACUUUCCUGUGAAAGAGUUAAUUCUACUCCUGAGUAAUUGGAUGUGCAAAGAGCAGUGUGGAAUAAUACCAUGGAAUGGAUGAAGGCACUAUCCAGCCUGUGUAGGAACUACUGUUGGAGCUGAAAUUUUCUUGUUAAUGUAUAUAUGAAUGGUGUUUUAUAAAUGUGUGGUCUGUGUUGGGGAGAGGUGACUUCCCUUUGGAUCAGCAGGGUUUACCUGGAAAUUAAUUCCUCUCACCAGAGGAUUGACAUGAACACAAGAAAGCCAGUACAUUUACAUUAAAUAUCACAUGUUCUAAGGAGUUUACAGAAGCAUUUUAGUUGUACCUUUUUUGAUCUACACCGUUAGUGUAUCUUUAUGCUUGUUAGGGAAAAGAUUAGAUGUUAUUCUCUCCACUCAAGCCACCUUUUAUUUUUCUUCUAUGUGCAUUAUUAGAAACAAAUCAGACUUGAAUCUUGGGGUUGUUUAGGGAACUAGAACCAGGAUUAUAAACCCCCAAAUAACCAAUGUUUUAUGUUAUAGCAUUUGCCUCCUUGGCCUUUUGAUGCAGUGUUUCUCUUAUUGCUUACUGAUUUUGAUCAUUCUUGCUCUUAACACUGUCCUGCCAUAUCCUAGUAACAUUUAUUUACUUGUUUAAUUGGAGAGAAGAAGCUACUCAAUGUAGUGCCUGAAGAGAAACUCUUGGACAAUAAAUAUUUAUAGCUAAGUCAAAACUUCGUUGAAGUUUUAUCUUGUCACAUCAAUGCCUUAAUGGAAAGUGGCCCACAUGUUUCCUGGAUGUCACUUUGUAUGGGCUUGCUGUAAGUGAAGUAGUGUUCUUCCAUUAAACUUUCAGCAAGUUUAUACUCUUAUUUUGAGGAGAAUCGACUGUAAGUGUGUGUAUAGUACUAUUGAAUAAAAUGUUAUUGAGCAUUACUGAAGGAUUUGAGGGGGAAAGAGUUUAUAAAACAUUCAAUGUGGUAAGUCAUUUUCCUCGUUUGUAUGGCAGUCCUGGGGGAAAGCCCAUCUAGUCAUGCCCAGUAACAUCAGAGGGAGGUGCAAGGAGUAGUUAAUAGUGUGUAUUAUGGUUAGGAUGAUUAGCUGACAUGAUGUAGUUCUGUGUUGUCUGGCACUUUGGAGUUGUUUUCCUGGUAGGAGUGGCUUAUUUUGGGUCACUGGAUGCAUGAAACAUGGGAGAGGUGCCUGGGGUUUUAAGAUGCUGAUUUAUCAAGCAGUUGUUCUUCAAAGUUAAGGGGUUUGUUCUUCAAAGUUAAGGGGUUUUGGAAAGAUGGACCGGUCAACCUCAGACCAUGCUCUUGACCAAUUGAGUAUUACUUUCAACCCAGGUAUGCCCAGCAAGGAAGCUACAUUGUGUUAACAUUUUGCUAUGAAGUGCCAUUCAUCCACCAUGAUGCCAGCAUUUUUUUCUUAAAUAAAAAUUUAAUAAUAAAAUGACCUGUUAAUUUAAUCAGUCUGUGUAUUCUUGUUUUGAGUUUUUUUUUUUUAAAUUGAAAAGGUUCCCCCUUUCUCUUCCUCUAUAUUAGGUGGUAGGUCAAGAACUUCACUCCUGCCCCAAAGAAUUAAUGUGACCUUCAGCAACGAAAGGCUUCGGUGAUGGAAUUAACUUACUGACUGACGCAUUGGUUACAUCUAAGGCAAAUAAUGCACCAAGGACUCAUGAUAGGUUUGUGCUUUCAGGAAUCCAACUCAGCAUUAGAAAAUGACCUGUUCUCUGGAUCAACAGAGCACUUCAAUUUGAUGCCAUUCAAAGUAGAUUCACUUAAAGUUCAAAAAAUAGAAGGUUUUGGGUCAGAUGCUAAUUUUUUUUGCAAUGAUACUUGGUGUGGGGGUGUCUCUAAUAACAGGUGUGUUAGCAAUCUAAUUUAAAUUCCAUAAAUAUGUCAUGAAAGGUGUUUUGUUCUUAAAGGAGUGCCAAAAGAACUCUAAUUCAUUUUUGUCUUCAUAUCUCCCUCUUUUCCCUUUUUGGAGGGUGGAUAUAAAAUAUAACUUUUUCUUUGGCUAUCUUUUCUUUUUGACUUCCCAGUGGCUCUGUAACUAUUCCUUUAGCUGUGUACUUUCAAUACUAUCUUGGUUCUGUUUGAUACAGUUCUCCUGGCUUAGUGCUUUGUUAAUGUCCCACUCCUGGAAUUGCCCAGCCCUCCCUAGCAGUUUUUCAAAUUACUUCUGAAUGUGGCUACUCUGAACAUUAUCAUUCCAAGAUAAAAACAAAAAACUGGUACACUAUGUUUUGAGAAAAUUUGUUAUCCAAAGAAAUGGAAAAAUCCAAAGACUUGAUUAAUUAAUUUUUAUACAUGUAAAUAUAAGGCUAAUAAUUCACUUUCUCAUUACAAAAUCCUCCAGUGCAAGGGCCCAAGAUUUUGUGGAUAGAAAUCACAUUCAAACUUACCAUUGAAAAUUUUUCUUGACACCUUUAUGUGUAGAUUAUGCAGCACUCAAUUUAUAAUUAAAUAGGCCAGAACUGACAGAAGGCUGUUAAGUUUCAUAUGAAUAGUAUACUCCAAAAAUACAUUUCAAAAUGGGCGGGGGGUCUACAUAAAAGAGUAGUAUUGAUGAAAUUGAAAAUCCUGUUUAACUCAGAUUUGUGCUGUAUCAGAUCCCUUAAUACCUUUAAGAAUAUAACUGAAAAAUUGUCACAUCCCUAUGACUUCAGAAAAAUUGCUUUUAUUUAAAAGUUAUGCUAUAAAGAGAACCACAAUUUUAUGGUAAUCUGGAUUGAAUAGAAACUUAAGUCAAAUCAACAUGUCAUUUAACCAUGAGAAAAGACCAAGGGUAAUCAAUUUUGCCCAUUUCUUAGUUUUAGAUUUUAGGCCAUUCCUACUUUGUUGCUGAAGAACUUCUUGGAAAGAUUUGUUGUAAGAUCCAUCUUUUCCCAUGGGGCCACCAGUACUGUUAUAAUUAAGGAUUGAGUUUCUGAAAAACUUGGCAGCAAAUAGAAAUGACCAAUAGUAUAUCAUAAAACUAAAGCUACAGUCAUAAUCAUUGUUCUAUAUAUAACUGCUAGGCCCUGAAAAAGAUUUAGAAAACAUUUUCUUUUAAAAUAUUGUAGUAACAUGAAGAUAGGAAUUUCUCCAGUGCCUAAAGAGUGGAAAUAAGCAUGGUCCACAUUGAUCACCCAGGGAACAUAAAUAGAAUUUAACUCAAAGUAUUAAUGCUUUCAAUCUCUUAUUACCAACUUAGACAUAAUAUAUUCUAAUAAACAUUUAGUGACUUUCCUUGCUUUGGAAAUUAGAAGGCCCUUUUGAAAGUGACUUGCAUGGCCCUGGAAGCUUUAACUGAUGCCUUUCCAUGUGGGUGGCCUUUUUAUAGUCAUUGAAAAUCACUCCAUUGACUAGAGAGUUAAUUUCAAAUUGAAUAUUUGUUGGUGGAAUUUCUUCUACAAGUUUUUAAAUUUAGGGCUGAUUGAACAUUUAUUUGGUUCUUAGACCAAACCAGAAUUAGUACUGUUAGAAAAUUGAGUGCUGUUCUAUGACUUGUGCUAUUCUGCUGAGCUGUCUGUAAUGCUUUUGGAGGAAGUCUACAGAUGAUGGAUAUUCUUUGUUCUAUCACUGCUUUUGAAUAGAGACCAAAAGUCCUGUCUUUUCCUCCAACUUUCUUCAUCCUAAAAGUAGUCUUAUUUCACUUAUAAGGAAAUAAUCCCAGAGAUUAACUGAUUUGCUCAAGGUCUUUGAAGUGUCAUAACUUUAUGGACUAGAAAACUAGAUUGACAUUCUAUCACUGUUUUGCAUUAUUUUUUUACAAAUGAAAAACAAACCUGAAACUUGUCAAAAUCUAGUAAAUUUUAUGCCAUUUCUUUAAACAACAGAUGAUACUGAACCUUGCCUUCAGUUGUUACCUAUUCUUUAUAAAAGAAUUUUAGAAAGAAUUGUGACAACUUGGACCAUGGACUGAGUUUCUCCCUAAGACUAAUGACUGACUUAACAUUUUUCUGAGACCUUCACUCUAGUAAUCCAUCUGUUGUGACUUUUUUUACCCAAAGGAGAUAAUGCAGUAUGGAAAAAAAUGAAGGAUUGCCUUUGAAAUGAAAGGUUGCAGGGCCUUUUUUUUUUAAGUUGGCUGUGAAAAAGUGCAUUUUUUAAAAACAUAAUAUUAGGUGUUGGACUCCUGGGAGGAACUAAUUUGCAUGUUACAUUAGAUGGGAGCAAUUUAACCACAUUAUCAAUUUAACAGAUGUAUUACAAACACAUUUUUUGGUUACAGAAGUUUCCCAACCAAAAGGAUGCCUUAAAAAAAAAAGUAGCCGUUCAUGAGUGAGUUGAAGAUAAUUAUAUUAGUAUCCAUUGAUUAAGAAACUACUUCUGACACUACCAGUAUCUCAGUGGGUCCAUGAUCCUUUUAAUAUGUAAUGUUCCUUUGAGCAAUUUAAAUUGUAACGUAUCUAUUGCUCCUUUCUCAUCCUGUGUACCAUUAGUCCAUAUCUUCCUUUCAGUCCUCCACAGGAGAUCCACUCAUGUUCUGGAGACUUUUAGUUGAUGGACCUUAUUACUGCAUGUAGCUAUUGAUUUCUCUCCAUGACUGACCCAUCUCAUUUUUGGUCAUUCCAUUAAUACUUGUGUGUGCAAUGUGUUCUUGGUAUACUGCAACCUUUUCAGGAAGCUGCCCACCAAGCAUUUCUCCAGUGCCCUUUGGGUGACCAGUAACUGAUUUCCUCAGGGAUUGUGGUAUUUCAUUAUUUACAUCCAAAUAGCAUCACCAGAAGAAAGAAUAUUUUUUUUAGGGGGGUUUUGUAUGAAGGAGAUUAGAGUUGUUGAAAAGUACUGUCCAUUUUUCCCAAAGGCAAGCAAGUGCCUUCUUUCUCUUCGGUUCUGAGCCCAGCUCAUCCAUCUGCAUUUUUGUCAGCAGAGCAGCUGAAUUAACCAUCCAUCCAACUGCUUGUCAAAGACUGAACAAGUCUUCUACAUUGGUUUGUCCUGCAAGGAUAGUUUUAGGCCAAACUCAAGUGGGGUCGUGAAUCUUAAGAUGCUGGUAUCUUAUUGACAAAUGGUAUGUGUUGUAAGAGACUGCAAAACUCAUUGAGCAUACAUUUCCCUGUUAUGUCUCAGUUGGUAAUAAUCAAAAGGGGCAUAAAAGUUAUUUCUGACAAGAAAUCUUGUAUGCUCUUAUCACAUACAUGUGAGACCCUUGGGUGGAGCCUUUAUGAUGGCUUUCCUACCAAAUGCUUCCUUGUAUCCUCACCAUUUAAGGGAAUUAAGAUAGAGUGUGGUUCUGCCUGUUGUGAUAUUUUUAUCAGAAGUACCCUGGAUUUGCAUAAAUUCUCAAAAUAUUUUGUAGAGAUGAGAAAGGUAUACGGGUUGGUCAUUUGAUAUUUCCUUGAUCACUUUUUGGUAGUCAUGAUCCAUGUGUUGUGUGUGUGUGUGUGUGUGUGUGUGUGUGAUUCUUUUUUUUUUAACAGUAUUUUUCCCUCCUUGAGAUGUCUUGAAAAGAACAUCAAUCGGUAUCUUGGUGCCCUAAUAAUUAUACAAGUUGCCUUCAGCACAGACAGCCUCUGUGUAUACUUGGCUUAUUCAAUUUUUUUUUUAGGGCCAUUUUUACUUCCAGCACAGUGUGGAUUGUGAUAUUAGAAAUUAUGUUGUAACAAAAAUGAUAGAUCCUUUGUGUUUUAUAUUGUCAUCCUUUGAGUGUCAUUAAUGUUUUGGUGACGGUCUCGCUUUAAAUGGGUCUCUUGUGAGUCUAUAAACCCAUUUUUCUCUACUGCCUCUUAUUCCUUUAUGAGGUGAUAGUACUGAUACCCUUUACCAUCCUUCAACACAAAAUUUCAUAGAUAAAUUUGUUCUUAUAAACUGGUAUGCCCCUUGGCUGCCAUAUUUUCACUUGGCAUGAAGGAUUAGGUAUUUGCUGGCUGAGGCAAUUUCUAAGUUCAGAACCUUUCAGUUGCUUAUUCCACUUCCAUAGAAAAUGGUGCUGGUUUAUGCUGACAUAUAUUACUUUAGUAUCCAUUAUCCAGCAUCAGUAGUUUACUAAGUAGUUUGGGUUAGAGUUCUUUUAUUUGUAUACAGGAUCUUAAUUUUUAUGCUAAUUUGCUGCCAUUUUUUGAUAAUUUUUGACAGCCUCUCCUGUGCUUUUGCAUUGGAAUCAUCAAGAAUACGUUUGUUUAAUAUGGAGUAUCUUAAGUUCAUAUAAUUUUUCUAUCAUCUCCUUUUAAGCAAAUGUUGUAUAAGUUGCAAAGUUAUCUUUCUUUAUAAUAAUGGUCUUUUUCUCCUUUUAUCAUGAAUUCUGCCAAGUGAGAUGACCAAGUAUCCCAGGAAAUUGUUUCUUGGUUUUGGAUGCUUUAUGAAACUAUCUCUGCAAGUUUUUUUAAUCUUAUAGUUUUAGCUCCUAGUUUUAUUUAUAGCAAGAAUUUCAAUAUUGUUGUGAUUCUUAGUUCUUUGGUAAUUGGAGAAGUAUCCCACUUUUAAGAAUGUCAACAGUUAAAUCAAUGUCUAUAGGUGGUCUUUGUGAUUCUUAACAUCCUUUGUUCCCUCUCCCACCACUCUUGUCAAUGCCACUGAAGGGGCAAAGAAGGGCCACCAGGAUUGAGGGUCACUGUAUUUUUCAUAGUGGAACCUACUAGACCUCACAUAGCCCUUGAGAACUCAGGUUUGCCUCAGGGUGAUUGAGGCGUCACAGUAGUACUUUAGUGGGAAAAUAGAUGAUCAUUAAAAGUUUCUAUGAAUUCAGUAACACUUUUAGAAUUAAUUUGCAUUUUAUUAAUCAAUAACAGCUGUGUAUGUUUGAUAAAUAAGUCAUUCCUAUUUGUAAAAAAAAUUAUGUUCAUUAUACAGAAAGUGUGUUUGCUGCUUAUACUGGUCACCCGCAUAUUUUGUUGGAAAUAAAGAUGAAAGUAACAAAA